AUGACUACCGACGUUUCUUCGCCUUCGUUAGCUAGCGAUCUGCACUCGGCCAGGGAGCAAGAUCGCCGCGCACGACCGCCCACCAAAUCGCCAUCAGUUGACGAGAAUGCAAACGAAUCCCUCAGUCCAAUUCUUAGUCGACGCCCUACCUCUAAGCACUCCCGAAGCGUCGGCCCGCCAGUUACCAAAGAGAACCCAUCGACUAAAAAUACAUUAAAACCCAGCACGUCGAACCAGGGCCACGGCUCUGGUUUGGAUCCUCUCAGUACGCAAAUAUACCUUCGAACAAAUAGCAGUACGGAACCCACCAUCGCGCAACGUCUUCUCAAUGCCGGCAGACCUGAUAGCCCGGCCCCCGACAGUAUUGGCCGCCUCAGCCACGACUCAAACCCUAGCGCGCGCCCUGAUAGUAUCAAGGAGCGCAAGAAGGGCCCAUCAUUUCUAAGUCGGCUGUCUAUUCGCGCACCGUUCAGAAAGGAAGACGACGCCGACUCGGACUCGGACUUCGGCGAACAUGCUCGCACCGAUGGAACCAAUGCCCGAGCUUUGACUACCGUCAUGGGCGCCGGAGGCGGUUAUUUGCCGAUGCACAAGGAACCGCCUCGCUAUAUCCGGGUCAAGGCACACAACAAGAAGUCUCGCAGCUUUAACCACUUGUUUCUUGCCCAAGAGCUUAGCAGCGCCAAGAAAGCGGGUAGCCCCUCCAAGCAUGCACCCGCUACCGUUGUUGGCAGCAAAAUUCUCAAAGGAGGCAAUGCUAUAUGGGCGGCCGAGUUCAGUAUCGAUGGUCGUUAUCUAGCAGUUGCGGGCAUGGACCAUGUUGUUCGCGUCUACGCCGUUCUCUCGACGCCCGAGGAGCGAAGAGCUUAUGAAGAGGAACAGGAGCAGGACGAUGACGAGAAAGACAACCGUUCUAAGCAUGAACGGCUGAGUGCGCCCGUUUUCCGGAGCGAGCCUAUCCGCGAAUUUGAGGGCCACGGCGGGGAAGUCCUGGCUCUAAGCUGGAGCAAGAACAAUUUUCUGCUGUCUUCUUCCAUGGAUAAGACGGUGCAACUGUGGCAUCUCAGCCGUCAGGAAAGCCUGUGCACCUUUAAGCAUGAUGAUCUCGUCACGUCCAUCUCGUUCCAUCCAACCGACGAUCGUUUCUUUCUCGCUGGAUCUUUGGAUGAGCAGCUGCGGCUGUGGAGUAUACCCGACAAAGCCGUCGCCUUCUCUACGCAGACAGGAGAAUUCAUUACCGCCGUGGCGUUUACGCCAAAUGGCAAGACAGCCAUCUGCGGUCUUCUUAGCGGCAUUUGCAUCUUUUACGAGACGGAAGGGCUUCAAAAUCCGUGGCAGAUUCAUGUGCGUUCAUCCCGGGGUAAAAAUGCAAAGGGCAGCAAAAUUACCGGAAUUCGCACGAAGGCAGUUCUUGCUCGCGGAUUCCACCAGGCGGAUGUAAAGGUUUUGAUCAGCUCAAAUGACUCUCGUGUGCGCAUUUACAGUUUGAAGACGCGGAUGCUUGAAGCCAAGUUCAAAGGCCACGAAAACAUGUCAAGUCAGAUUCACGCGCGGUUCAGCGAUGACGGGCAAUUUGUGACGUCUGGCAGCGAAGAUCGAAAAGCGUACAUAUGGGACAUUUCACACCAUGAGCUUGAGGUCCGCGACAAGCAGCCUUAUGAGUGCUUUGAUGCACAUCCUGAGGUGGUGACGGUCGCUCUCAUGGCCCCCAUCGCAACCAAGCAACUCCUAGGCGCCUCUGGCGACCCGAUUUAUGAUUUGUGCAAUCCACCACCAGUGACGCUGAUGAGCCUGAGCGAGGCCACCGUCAGCCAGAGCGCUCUUUCAGAAGUGACUCACUCGGAUGUGCCGGGCAGCGUUAGGAAACAAACCGAGAGUCCUGCUUACCUGGAACGAUCGAAGCACAAGAAUGGCAACAUUAUCAUUACCGCUGAUCGCAAGGGUAUCAUCAAGGUCUUCAGACAAGACUGCGCGGCGGUGAAGCGGCACCAAAGCCUGUGGGAAACGGGUUCCAAGUUUUCUGGCAAGGUUGCGGGUGGCGUUGGUCGGAGUUCUAGCCUCGCGACGAGGACAAGCGGUGGUAGCCGUGUUCAUUCUCGACGUGGGUCACUGAGCACGAGCGGCAGCCUAGUGCCAAGCCAGAUUGCUUCAGAUAGAAUCAUGAGCUGGCGACAGGAUAUUGAAGGUGGACGAGCCUCGGUCGGAACGCCAACGACGCGGAGUGAGCGCUCGAUUUCACCGUCCAAGAGCGUUGUACGUUCCCCGCUCAAUGUGUCGGCCUCAAAUCUUGCGUCAGAGGCGAGAAAGCAGCCAUACAUUGCCACGCCGCCAUCUCGAAAGAGGAGCAAUAGCAACUUGCAGAGGCGAGGUCGAACAACAUCCGCGAAGCCAGAUCAUAUCCAAGUCGCUGCCAAGAUCAAGGAUCCCGACAAAGGACCUACUAUUCCACCCACGCCAAGCUUUAGCCUGGUGAGCGCUUCGGACCCCGGUACUCAGGAAGACGGCCGCGAUGGCAGCUUCUGGAACCUCAGUCGCUGGCGGGGAGGGAUUUCCGGCCUACGCAACGUGACGAAUAGUAGCGCCGUAGCUGAAAUGCCGAAUACCAAUGGGUCUCAUCGAACAAGCACAUCAACAGAGCGAUCGGGCCAUGAGCACCGUCGCAGCGUUGCCACGAAUGACACGCGACGACUGGCUGCAAGCGGAGACGAAAGCGCUCGACGGCGUUCUAUUCUUCCUGGCGUGUCCGUAUCGGCAACACGCAACGCAGAGCCGGAGAUACCCCCACAGGCGGCCAGCCACGAACAGGCACAGCGGAAUGCGCUUCUCGGUGGCAAGAGACGUCAAGAAUCUCCAGGGAAGAAGCGGACCGACUCGGGGGUGGGUCAGCUGAGCGGAACCUCGAGUGAAGUCAGUGAGUAG
This is a messenger RNA of Cordyceps fumosorosea ARSEF 2679, 2919 nucleotides long. RefSeq names its product WD repeat containing protein 44. The transcript is spliced from 3 exons. The record is from RefSeq and is a predicted model, not a curated record. Gene Ontology annotation, molecular function: protein binding. Bases 1 to 2919 code for a protein of 972 amino acids. NCBI's taxonomy places the organism in Eukaryota, Fungi, Ascomycota, Sordariomycetes, Hypocreales, Cordycipitaceae.